Moneuplotes crassus is the source of this 1273-nucleotide messenger RNA. The record is from the annotation of a GenBank genome assembly. NCBI's taxonomy places the organism in Eukaryota, Ciliophora, Spirotrichea, Euplotida, Euplotidae.
CAUAUCUGCUAAAUUGAUAAAAUUAAAAAUGAAAUCUUGCUGAUCUUCUGAACACAAUCUUGUACAUAAUCAAAGUGAUGACGCUCAUUCUAUUCCACUCCUGAAUCAUCGGCUGAACCUUAGUAAAGAGGGGUCUCAAAAGAGUGACCUUCAAGAUCAGAAUAAUAAUGCUGCCUUUGAUUCUCCCAGGAACUUUGUGUUUGGCUGAAUCUGGCUGUUCACAUGUGUAUUUACUUGUGCUAUUAUUGGACCAAUGGUUCUUGCAAUUCCUUGUAAAGGUGCAUAUGUUUCUACGACAUGGAGAACUCAAGGGGCUAUCUUUUCUAUUGGAAUUUAUCUUGUUUAUCAUUAUUGAAGCUUAGACUCAGUUAAUAUUUCAAAUAAAAACGAGGGAAAUCAAAAUGAAGCUAGCAAGUUAAAAGCUAUCAAAACUGAUUUCUCUAUAACCAACCAAGGAAAGAGUGCUGUCAUGGCAGCCCUUCUGUUUGUGUGGGUAUUUGGCUUCAUAGUUGGGUGAAAAUAUACUCUUGCCUCACAUGCAGAUGUAUUAUAUUCGAGUUGUGGAGUGUAUUUGCUAAUUAUCUCAGUAAUGGCCUGCCAAUAUGUUCACAAAUAUGAGUUCAUUGGAUAUUUUAUUUAUUCGAUUGGCGUUCUUAUCAUGGUCACUGACCCCUUUGCUUUAAAGAAAGAUGAGAGCCAGAAUAAAGCAUUUGGGGAUAUUAUUGCUUUUACAACUUCAUUGGGAGGAGCUCUAUAUGGGAUAUUUAAUGAAAAAGUAAGAAGAGAUACUCCAUUUCAAGUUGAAAUGUUUCAGCUAUUUUGAUUUCAAUUUAUCUUUGAAACAAUUUUGAUUCCACUCUUUGACUUUAACCCAAAGUAUUUUAGUUUUGAUAGACAAUAUGGAAUGUUUGGAUGGCUUAAUGAUUAUUGGAUAUAUCUUAUAGUCCUAUCAGUAUCUUUCAUAACUAACAUUCUUUGGCUUACUUCUCUCAAACAGUCUUAUAAACAUUGGAAAAUAGAAAUUGUUGCUAUUGCCUUCUUGAUUGAACCUUUCAUUGCUCAAGCAACAGCAAUCAUCUUUGGACAAGAUCAAAUUCCAGGGUUCCAAACUUUAAUAGGAAUUUCAAUAAUUAUUCUUGGUAUCUUACUUACAAUUUAUGGGACCAAACUCAAAGUCUCAAUGGCUCAAGAUGGUCAACAAAACAAAGACUCUAUUGAAAUCAAUUUAUCAGAAAUGGAACGUCUGGAUAAAAAUAAUAAAUCUGAUUUAUAA